AUGUCUGCUGUUGCUAGACAAUUUCCUGGGGACAAGUUGCUAAAAUACUUUGGUACGGCUGAUAGUUUGGAUAACAAUCUGGAAUUGAAUGCCGGCAACUCUGAGCAGGACGUCAAUAUGGGCUCUGACAAGGAGUUAUCCACAAAUGACCUGGAUCCCAGUGGUUCACAAAACUUGGAUGCAGAAGACCAGGAGGAAACUCAUACAUACAAUGCAAUCAGAUUUCAUACCUACAAAUUGGAUGGGGAGCAAUCUGAGUGCUCUGACUACUUGCGCGGGAGUUGGUACCAUAUCCCAACACCCCCUCCUUCUCCCCCAAGCUCCCCUCCACCCAACCAGAAUGUUCCUGAACCAUUAGAGGAUGAAGACAGGUUUCAAAACCUCAAUGCUAUUGAUUUUUGCAAGUAUGAUCAAUGGUACGCUGAGCCGGAUACUGGUGAAGAUGUUGAAAUGCAUAAGUCUCAUGGAAUGAUACUCUAG
Messenger RNA from Rhizoctonia solani, 480 nucleotides. Its product is annotated as Transposase family Tnp2 protein. The coding region runs from base 1 to 480 and encodes 159 amino acids. NCBI's taxonomy places the organism in Eukaryota, Fungi, Basidiomycota, Agaricomycetes, Cantharellales, Ceratobasidiaceae. The transcript has 4 exons. The record is from RefSeq and is a predicted model, not a curated record.